This is a messenger RNA of Vollenhovia emeryi, 1949 nucleotides long. RefSeq lists its product as uncharacterized. Bases 230 to 850 code for a protein of 206 amino acids. The transcript is spliced from 3 exons. NCBI's taxonomy places the organism in Eukaryota, Metazoa, Arthropoda, Insecta, Hymenoptera, Formicidae. The record is from RefSeq and is a predicted model, not a curated record.
AAGCAACUACGUGGUUGCGGUCCAGCGAGCGGUCAAGCACGACGGUACUCACGGUGAUGACGGGCGCGUGUCCCCUGCCGUUUGGUUAGAGCGACGAGACCGCCGCGCGGCAUCACGACGAGCCGCUCGAGAGCGCGAGAUCGACACCGGCAUCUCGGAUGGAAGAUUCGCUCGGCCGUUCCCGAUUGAGCGAUCGCGAAUUGCCCGAGGAGACGACGAGACGGUGAUCAUGGUGAGCGCGAGCAGUGUCGUGGCGCAUCUCGUCAAGCUGCUGGUGACUGCGGUAUGCAUGAGACAUCUCGCCGAGCCGUACCGGGCGAAGGCCCUGCCGAUUACGUGGUCCCUGCGUGCCUUUCGAAUCCUCUUCAUGCAUUCGAUCCUGGGGAUCUUCAGAUUCGGAAUCCCAUUUACUUCGUCAUCGACACCUUCAGCAAGAUGCUUCCGAAGUUUUUACGAUUGGUUUUCCAACGUCAUUGAAAUCGUUCCUUUGGCACUACUGACGUCUGGUAUAUUAAGUGCAUAUCAGAUAGAUGAAAAGAUUCGUAUGCUAUUACUGUUUCUUGGUACAGUACCGAUAUUCUUUCCACUAGCGAUGAAGCACAAGGAAAGCCAAAUCAGGAAGCUACGUUUUUUGACCAAUAUCACUGUCGUGCUGCAGAUAUUGGCGAUAACGAUACUCGGCUUGAAAAACGACAAUUAUAAUGUCAUUAGUUUAGUCGCUUCCUAUACUUUUGAACGUUUCUUUGUAGAGGAAUUUUGCUAUCGGUACAAUAUACCGUAUACCGAUCUGAUGCAGUAUUGCAUAUGCUUUGUGGAAGUUUUUACGGUAUCAACGCUGAAGGAAUUGUAAGAAAUAUGAAACUAACUUUGGCUAUUCAACGUUCUAUAUUUCAGACAACUAUCAUUCGAGAUUCCACAUACUGUCUGGUCAUACGUACUUGAUAUAAAAAAAUGUCAAUUCUCAAGGUGGUAUAAAAAAGUCUAUGCUGUCUAUUGGUUGUCGUGUAACAAUUGUUCGAUAAUAGAUGACCCUUAUGAUGUAUAACGAUAGCGUCAAUUUUGCUAUCAGCUUGCAAAUUAAUUAACAACGGAAUAUAAAUUUAAGUGCAAUUUUCAUAUGUAAUUUACAUGUGUCAGAAAGUAUCGCCAAUUUAUCAAAGCGAGAUAUAAAUUGCAAUCUAUAUGUAAGUAACGUGCGAAAAUCGUAUCACUCUUUUUAUCUCCUUUACAUAUUUAUUUCUACACAGUAAGAAAAUGAAAUUUGUGAUUUUCUUGUAGCAAUUUGAUACAUUUUAUACGAUACAAUUAAGUUUUAGCGAGAAGGAACAGCUUUCUGACACAAUUAAUAUAGUUGAUUAAAAAACGAUCCGAAGUGUAUGCCAAAUAUCAGGGAUUUACCGAGUGCUCUUUUUAAUAAACAGGUUAAAAAGGGCGCACGAUAAAUCAUCCAUGAAUACAAUUUGUAUAGUCAACUUUUUUACUUGUAUAAGACUUGUGUAUGGAAAGAUAAUAUUUGGUCGGCCUAUUUAAAUAUUGGAGAAACACGCAAAUGAUUGCAAGUAUGAUCUUUUCAUAAAUAAUAACGACUGAUGACGAUCGUCUAAUAUUAAUAUUUAGCAAUGUGCAAAUAUAUAUUAAUUGUUUGUUAUCUUGAUUUAUCAUUUAGGCGGAGAUUUUUCGUCUAACUAGAAGUUUUAAGAGAACGAUCUAUUCCGAUAACGACACCAUCAAAGUACAAUUUUCCAACAGAAUGGUCGCUCCAGUUUCAAGACUUGCGUACUGUAAUUUAUAUUUACUGCAAUUUAUAUAUCAGGAUUGUAUAUCACGACAUUUUGUCUAUCAUAUUUUGAUAUGUGAUCUAUGGUAAUUAUUUUCUCCCGCAAGAUUUUGCUACGAAUUUACCGAAAAUGUACCUUGUCUUUUUAAAAUAUAAAAAUUUUUCUUACUAA